AUGGAUGCUCGUAAACCCUUUUCGCUUACCACAAAAAUGGCGAGAAACGUUGACAGCACGACGUCGUUUGACGACCUUCCACUUGAAGCAGCAGAAGAGAUCUUCACAAGGCUUCCGGUGAAAACCCUGAUCAGGUCAACCUCAGUGUGCAAGACAUGGUACUCAAAUAUCACUAACCCCACCUUCACUUCAGCGCAUAUUCAACACUCACUCUCUUGUUGUGAUGAAACUGCUGUUCUUAUAAUACCCUCUAAAUAUAAAAAUAAUAAAUCAUGUUCUUUAAUCUCUGCUCGCACUGGUCAUGUCUUGAAAACCUAUACAAUCCCUUUUACUACUAAUGCUGGUAUGAUAAAAUUGGUCGCCUCGCUUAAUGGGAUUCUUUGUUUGGCUGAGUGUCCGCUUGAUAAUUUUGGGCGCCCUGCUGCUGAUGAAUUUCAAGAAUUGUAUCUUUGGAAUCCUAGUGUUGGCAAGUAUAAGGCCCUUUUUUCGUCGUGUUUCAAGAGAAGGGGGAAAUGUAGUUACGCGGUCGGGUUGGGUUUUCUUGAGGGUAGUUGUGAUUUUAGGGUUGUUAGGGUUGCGUUUUGUAAGGAUGAUGUGGGUUGUUUGUUGGGGAAGGUGGCUCCGAAGGUUGAGGUUUAUAGCUUAAAGACGAAUAAGUGGAGAAGGAUUAGGAACCCUGUUGUUCCGAGAGUUGCUCGUGAUAGUGGGAAGACUGUAGGGAAUAGUAUGACUUAUUGGCUUGAUAGAGACCCUGAGAAACUGUAUUCGUGUUCUGAAGAAGGGUAUAUUGUUUAUUUUGAUUUUAAUCGUGAGGUGUUUGGGCAAAUUGAAUUGCCGGAUGAUGUUCGUAACUGUGUGGGGUUAAUGGCAACUUUUAAACUCAUGACUUUUGAGAGUAAACUUGCUGUUUUUGUUUUUAACGAUGUACAAGAAAGUAAUGGAUUGAAAUUGAUGCCUAGUUGUAUAUGGCUCUUGAGCCAUGAAGAUGGUAAGUUCUCCUGGACACCGCGUUUCAAAGUUGUACUCGGAGAACACGUGUUCCCUUUUAGUCUUUCAAGGAGUGGAGCACUAAUUGUGCUGUCAGCAUGUCCGCCUGUUCCAGGCUUAGUGUCAUGUAAUCUUAAGAGUCAAGAUCUUCGAUUGACCAAGCCACUGGUUACUGACCCUUGUUCUGUAGACACUGCAUUCGUAGAGAGUUUGCUCAUGCUUGAGGGACGUGAUGAACAGAAGAACUCAUAAAUCUUCUGGUAGUACGCAGGUUGCAUUGUUCAAAAGUUAGUGUGUACGCAGAAGCAUCCCUGAGUAACUGAUGAGUAUUGUUGGUUAAAGUUUCCCAUCAAUCUUAAAUUCAAAAAGAUGAAGCAAAACUUCAGUAAGCUUGGAU
Messenger RNA from Daucus carota subsp. sativus, 1384 nucleotides. RefSeq names its product F-box/kelch-repeat protein At3g17530-like. Lineage: Eukaryota; Viridiplantae; Streptophyta; Magnoliopsida; Apiales; Apiaceae. The transcript has 2 exons. The record is from RefSeq and is a predicted model, not a curated record. Gene Ontology annotation, molecular function: protein binding. Bases 1 to 1239 code for a protein of 412 amino acids.